GAGGGAGAGAGAGAGAGGGAGGGAGGGACAGGGAGAGUUGUACAGAGUGCUGAUCGGAGGGCAGUGCUGUGAUGUGAGCAGGGAAGCAGGAAGGAGAGAAGGAAGCUAAACAAGAGAAGCAGAGAGGUGAUAAACUGAGGACGCAGAUGGACUACAUGUCUCGUCUGAUUAGUGGGAACUGUCAGCUAUUGGAGCACCAACCACUGGGGAGCAGGGCUUUACACCACUGUCAGUGCACAUAGUUCUCCUGUGACUCCGAGCCACCGAGGGACUGAGAGAGAGAAGGAGUUCAGCCUCAUCCGAGGAGUCACCGGGUGCCCCCCUCCUCCAACAUUUUGGGGCAGAGGAGUAGCCUACACAGGAGGAGACAAGGCGCUGAGGAGCGGCUAGGGGUACCCUCGUAUCUGGAGCCGGGGAUCCUAAAGGACGAAGUGAAACGCACAACAGCCGGACCCAGGGCUUGACAAAACGCUGACCAUGACGUGAAGGUGGAAGUGGACGCCAGCGCUCCCUGGUUUUCAGGCCUUCCGAGCCCGUUGGCCAGGUGAUGGGGAGACGGGCAGCUGACCUGACCACUGCCGUGCCAGUACUGGGAGUCCCCGCCCUGGUGGGCAUGUGUGGCUGGAGGACAGCAGGAGGGCACCGGGCCGGCGAAGUGCUGCCGGUGUCAUGGAUUUCCCAGUGCAGCGUUGGAGUGCAGACCUCACCCUGUGUCACACCGUCAGACGGCGGGAUUACGCCCAAAUCCAACGGCUUCACCCCAAAGGGCGGCGGAGAAGACGAGGAAGCUAGGCGGACUAAGUGCCUCAGAGGAAGAGGGCUUCUGUCCAAACAGAGGAGUUUAGAUUCCAAGACCAAAAAAGGGGUGACUUUCGAAGGGAUUUCCAAUGAACUCACAAAGACUGUGUUCUUUAACCACUGGAAAAGUGGGACUUAUUGCUAUGCCCGAGCAAUCAAGACAAACCCUCACCUAUCUGGGGGUGUGGGAAAUGGCGAGCUCAAAGGGAGGCGGGACUUGCGCUACACCAAUGGUAGUGUCGUGGACUCUGAGGCUAUAGGAGGGAUUUGUAUUGACGGCAGUGAUGAGACGGAGCCCGUGUCGACCAAAUCUUCUCGAGGACCGGACCAAUCAAAACCUAAGGAACAUUCUGUGGCACAUUCAUAUUGUACGAAUGCGAAAGGAUCACGAGCUCCCCCACCUCUUCGAAUUCCCCAGCGGAUCUGUAGCCUUUGUGGGGGGAGAAAGACCGCGGUCCCUGGAGAGGCAGCCGGAGCCGUCAGUCUGGCUGUCAGCAGCCCUUCUUCUACAUGUCUUGUAGGAGGAACAGCCAUGAAAACAGCCUCUUCACUCACAGAAGGGAACCAUGUUCCCCUUUCACAUGCAGAGAAAAAAAGGGACUCUACAGCCUUUCCACCCAUGCUUGCAGACAGGGAUCGGAUACAAAGCCAGCUGACACACACAGACUCUCUAUCCAUCCACCCCCACUGUAAUCCCCCUAUUCAGAACAACAAAGACUGGAGACCCAGCCUACCUGCAAAACGACCACCUGCAAGGCAGAACGGAGAUCUGAAAAACACUAAUGGUUAUGUCUCACAUCCCACAUACCCUGCAGACAUCCUAGACGCACCUUCAUGUACACACUCAGACAAGCCCAUCAGCCUCACAAGCAUCGUAAACACAAAAACGGUUACAGUCACUAAGGCAACGAUUGAAUCCAGACGUGCAGAUGUCAACUCCCUUGAGACCCCGUCCCGACUGGCAACACUCAAACCUGGUCCCCAGGUCGCCAUAGCCACCAGACCAAACAUGCCACACACACAAAAUACACAACCCAACCCCUCAUUAAACACAGCUACUCACCCUAACUCAGCCCAACAGAGAAACUCUCUUCCAAACACUGUAGACCCAUUCUACAUCACAACUCACCCUAAACCUGCCCUACAAAGAAACUCUCUUCCAAACCCUGUAGACCCAGCCUACAUCACUACUCACCCUAACUCAGCCCUACAAAGAAACUCUCUUCCAAACCCUGUAGAGCCAGACUACAUCACUACUCACCCUAACCCUGCCCUACAGAGAAACUCUCUUCCAAACCCUGCAGCAACAUCCUACAUCAAUAUUCACCCUAAAACUGCCCCACAGAGAAACUCUCUUCCAAACCCUGCAGAAACCUCCUACAUCAAUAUUCACCCUAGCCCUGCAAUCCCAUCACAAGCAGUUACACUUUGUAAUACUGCUAUGACAACACACAGCAGUGCCCACAUAUAUCCACUUACUACACACACAUCUAAACACCAUGGUUCAGCAAUCACACCUACAACUACAUAUCCUGUCGCUGUAAACACAACCACAUCAACAACGACUGCACAAUCAUCAACAAAAUUAAUAACAUCCUCAACACCAAAAACACUGAUAUCAUCCACAACAGCUCCAUCAUCAUCGUCAACAACACCACCACUAUCAUCAACAACAACACCACCAUCAACAACAACAAAACCAUCAUCACCAUCAACACCACCAUCAACAACAACAACACCAUUAUCAACAACAACAACACCGUCACCAUCAACUACAGCACCAUCAUCAUCAACAACACCCCUAUCAUCAACAGCAACGCCACUUUCAACAAAAACUGCAAAAACAACAAAAACCACACCAUCAUCAACAACAACACUAGCAAACACUGAUACCACAACGAUACACAGACCAACACUCAGACCUUCUAAAAUACUAAACGCAACCAAUCGCACAAACUGUAAUACCACACCACACACAACUACAACUGUAUCCUACAAUACCACAACACAAACAACUGCAACUAUAUCCUACAAUACCACACCACAUACAAUAACUACAUCCUGCAUUACCACACCAUACACAGCUGUAACUAAAUCCCACAAUACCACACCACAAACAACUACAACUGUAUCCUACAAUACCACACCACAAACAACUACAACUGUAUCCUACAAUACCACACCACAAACAACUACAACUGUAUCCUACAAUACCACACCACAAACAACUACAACUGUAUCCUACAAUACCACACCACAAACAACUACAACUGUAUCCUACAAUACCACACCACACAUAAACACACAGCCAACCCCUUUGCCGCUCACCUCCAACAUUUCCACAGACUCAUACACACCUCUAUCAGUUGACUCUGCGUGUGGCGCCCCCAUAUCACCCCGUAACAUUGGUAACCCAUCCCACAUAUCUCACUCUUCAGAUUACCACCUGACUAAUUGUAGACCACUGAUCAGGAAACACACACAACAUAUACCAUCUCACCCAUCAAACAGCUCACUCGACAGCACACAGGAUAACACACCAUUUGGACAAACUCCUGACAGAGCUGAACAAACUACCUCCUAUCAAGCAAAUAUGUAUAAAAGAUUAGUUGUGGAACCAAUAAUGCACGCAAACGUAUAUCCAAAACGACUGACCAUAUCGAACAAAAACAAACCCUAUAACCCUGUCAUCGUAUCACAGACGCCUCAGCAGGCACACUGUAGAAUCUCCAAUGUGAUGCAGGUCACUAAACUCCCACAAUACAUCAGUCAAAUACAGGCGAACAUGGAAGACAUUUCCACAACUCUAAAACCUGAACAUGAACUCCGACAACAUUCAGCCCCGGAACACCUCCACUCUGCUGUUUUAGACACAUUUGCCAGGGCCCCAUCUCCAUUAAGACUGGACAAGCAGAUGCCCACCAACGAUGUGUCCCUGUCCAGCAGCCCUCUAACACAAACGCACCCCGGGCCCCCCCCCGCAUCGCAGGGAACCUCUGCCACCCACGUCCGACCCGUCGCCAAAACGCCCGACCGCUCGAGCUCGGUCUUCAGCUCCACGUCGACGCCGGAUGAACCCUUGAGCCCCGCGUGCCGUCCGGCCAGCACGUACACCAUCCCCGAGCUCCUGGCUCACGCAGCCGCGGACCCCACGCUCAACCCACUUCUGCCGCCGUCACGCGUUUCGCGCCUGGCCUCCGGCACCGCCGCCCGUCCCGGCCUGACGCUCCCGGCGUUCCGUCCGGUACUGCAGUCUUCGUGUCCUUCCCCGGAGGAGCCCGGGCUGGUUCACUCGCACCCGGCCGAGGCGGCCCUGCUGCUGCCUCCAUCCCCGCAGUGCAGAAGGCCCGCCUCCAUACGACAGAGGCUGCGGUGUGUGGAGGCCAGCCUGGCAGCCAACGAUGACCGGAUCACGACCCUGCUCAACAUCAUCCAGGACCUGGAGAUGAGCCACGCUCUCAGCAAGGGUCGCCGAUCCUACAGGACAGGGCAGGACCUCAGGGAGUGCUCCACCUGUCAGAAGACUGCGUGUGUCGUCUACAGCGUGGAGUACGAUUUCAGGCAGCAAGAGAAACGUUUCUCGGAGGUCCUGAAUCCUCAGAGGGCUGACGACAAUGCUUCGACAUUUCCCCUCUCCCUGCCUCACAAUCCCGUCCUGCUGACGAAUGCCAUCACUCAGACCAUGACCAAGUCCAAGGUUAAAAGCAAAAAACUGUGCAAGACGCUUUUUCAGUGGCUCCCUAGGAAAAUUCAGCGCACAAAGUCGUCCUUUCACCAGUUCUCUUAAGAUCAUUUGAACUUGUCGCAUGUGUCCAUCUCCCUGUAAUAUAAUAUCUCGGGAGUGUUCCUCUUCCCAGGCCAUAUCUUACAGUCCUUGAAAGGAAUUUCACCAUAUUAGCUAACCUAAUAUUUUAUAGCAAUCUUGUGCCUGGCGGGACGUUUAAUAUGUAGAACGAGACAUUUGGUUGAUACAUGCAAUGUUUGAGCAGCGGAACUCCCCCCACGUUCUGUUACAGCAAGCAGCGCUUGUCUUUGUGAAAGACAUAGGAAGAAUUUCAGAAAUCUCAUUUGUUCCUUUAUGGCUGACUGACGCCCUGCAGUGCACUCAUGACAUAGCAUGAAAAGGAAAUCCUUUUAGUGACUACAGAUUGCUGACCAGUCUGCAGCAGUAUAUCAGUAUAGAUGGGAAGAAUGUCAUAAUUCCGUAAUUAUGUGAAGUAGAAUGGACAUCCAAGCAUUUGCUAGAUCAAUCGCCAUUUCUCCAAGCCUAUUGUAGGUGAUAGUCAUGCUGUACUAUCGUUUAGCUAAUCUUAACCUUAACCAUAUAUUGUAAAUAAGCAUUAUGUGAAGUGUCACCUCUCUCCUAAAGAUUCUCCCUACCAGCUUAUCCCAGGAUCAAAAAUGUAUCUACCUGAUUUUGUAGAGAA
Molecule: messenger RNA, 5225 nt
Organism: Esox lucius (northern pike)
Lineage: Eukaryota; Metazoa; Chordata; Actinopteri; Esociformes; Esocidae
Product: mucin-5AC
Exons: 4
Coding region: 548-4585 (1345 amino acids)
Biological process (GO): inhibitory postsynaptic potential
Cellular component (GO): postsynaptic density
Source: RefSeq, a predicted model, not a curated record